Molecule: messenger RNA, 858 nt
Organism: Lachancea fermentati
Lineage: Eukaryota; Fungi; Ascomycota; Saccharomycetes; Saccharomycetales; Saccharomycetaceae
Source: the annotation of a GenBank genome assembly
AUGUAUGCUAUUGGUCGAGUAAUAAUGUGGCAGGCAUUGAAGAUAAUACCAAAGGGAUCAAGAACAAUACAUUACACAGCCUCAAGAUAUACACAAGAGCUGAUAGAGUUCUCAUCAAGGAAAAGUGGUACCGCUCAGGGCCCUUUUUCUGAACUUCCCGAAUUCAAACCUCUACAAGGUUCGAUGAUGCUGAAAUUACCUUCAUUUUGCACCAUUUACACACGACUUGAUAAGAUUAGCGCCUUGAAUGUUGAGCAGAGUGCCGCUAAACAACCUUUCUUAUCUUUGGAUGCACUGGAAAAUGCGCCGUUCUCGAAAGUCUCAACGGGUGAGCACCCCGUCAAUGCUACUAUGGUUUCAAGCACUCCAAUGUCAAAUAUUACUAUCAUACAAAUUGAUGAUUACAAGCAGGGCUGGUAUCUCACUGAUCCCGAGAACGAUGUUUUAUGUUACAGUGGUGACUUGAAAUUGGAAUUUGGACAUAGUUUAAGGGGACGUGGGAUUGUGGCAAUUGGGGGUAAGGGACCUGUAUACCAAUUGAAUUUGGAGCCAGGUGAAAACAUUACUGUAAAUCCAGACUCUAUUUUAGGAUAUAAUGAUAAAGUGAGCUUACGAAUUUCAGAAUUAAAGUCCAAGACAGUCAUACCUCAGUUCAUAAAGUCUUGGUCAAAGAGCAACUUUGCACUAAAUUUCGGACAUUACUACGACAGAUUUGCCCUUUGGUGGGGAAAGCUGUUUCAUAAAGAUAAAAUCUAUUGUAAAAUACAAGGACCGGGGUCCCUCUUGCUACAGACCGCAUUUGUCCCAGGUUCGAAAGUUUGUUCCGAUGAUGAGCUCCUCAAGGCAUUCAAACAAUAA